AUGGAAGGGGUUGAAGAUGAUGAAUACACAAAUAUUGAUAAGCCAAAUAUGCGUGGAGAGUAUAAUAGUACGUGGAAUCGAAUUAUUGGGGCCGUAUUUAGUCUCAGUUUUUCGUUUAGUGUGGAGUUGAUCAUUCUCAUGAUGUGCGAGCUUAUUGAUGUAUUUGACGAACGGGCGAGGUUGUUUUGCUUUAAAUUCAUUAUCACUUCGUUGGUAUUUCUCUUGACGUGCAUCCAACCGUUCAUGAUGAUAAGUUUAUUCCUCAACGAGGAGCUCAUUCCUGUAACACAGAGUAACUUGAAGCGUACAUAUACGGUGGUGGCAUAUUUGGGGUGGUUUUUUAUACUUCACAAGUGUGGUGACCUUUCGCAGGCAUUCACUCCGGACAAGAGUAGCUUGGGGGCAAAGACGUUGAUAGAAAGGAAAAUCAACGAAAUUUCUAUUGCAGGAAUCACAACAAUGGCCAUACUAUCAGGUGUGGGUUCCACGUCUACGCCGUUUAAGGUAUUCUCUAUUAAACAAAUGCGUUCAUAUUUUAAGAACGAUGGCCUUUAUACCACCAAUAAAGGUAGGGUAAAUGAGGCAGAUAUUAAUAACUUAAUCCAGUCAUAUAACCAUACUACUUCUUUGAUAAACAAGAGAAAGAAGGAGUUGAAUAAAUUACAAGUUGCAAAUGGUGGUACGGUCUAUAAUCUACCAAAUACUUCAUCUGAUAACUUCCUCCUGUAUAACAGUCACAAAAUUAGCGACCUUGGUGGGUCCCCCAAAAAGAAUAAAUUAGGAGGGUUACUUAAUAAAGUGCAGUCAUUUGCUAGUUUAUCGAGUCUCUCGUUAGACAGGGAAAAGCUGGAAGAAAAAGAGUUGCGAAAUGAGAUUGAUUCUAUGAUAUCCUUGAGACAACACAUUUAUAAUGACCUAGUUAAAACACUUUUUAAGUUUUCAUACGAAAGAGAUCAAUUACAAAAUAAGAAUAAACUAUGGGUUAAAGCAAUGAAUAUAUUUAAUGUUGCAUUUGCCUUAUACUGCGUUUAUCGGAUAAUUAAUGUUUUCAUAAUCAAGCAGGUUAUAUUAUUUUUGAAAACUCCAAAUCAAGACGAGUCCGGAAUUAUUAAUGACUACAAUGACGAAGCUGUUACCAACACUGAUGCGUUAGCUAUUACAAUUUCCAAAUUAAUUCUAUCAACAACGCAAUUGUCGAUGCAAGAGACUCAGUUGGUUAACCAGAUCAGUUUAAUAUUGUCAGGAAGUUUAUUCAUUUGCUCGUUUUCGAAUGUCUUGAAGACAUUUCAGUCCUUCACCAAAUUUUUUCCGUCAAUUACCAAAAUUUCUGCCACAACCAAAGAUUGGUUGAAAAACUUAGUUAUCACAGAGUUACUAGGUAUUUAUGUAAUUUCCACGGCAAUCCUAAUCAGGACCAAUUUGCCAACAAAUUUGUCUAACCAAAUUUCAAAAAUACUUUCACUAACAGGAACUUCGUCGUCAAAUGCUUUGCUAACCUCCGCAAAAGAAGUCCAAUUUAUAGACGACUGGUUUGAUAAGAUAUUUGGCAUAGCAUGUGCUUCCACUUUAACUGUCUUUGUCAUAAAACUAUUUUUAGAUGAUGAAGCGGAUGAUAUAUAUGACGAAGAGAUGAUGCUAGAAGAUAAUGCCACUUCUUCUUCUUCUUCUUACAAAACUGCAUAG
Molecule: messenger RNA, 1683 nt
Organism: Debaryomyces fabryi
Lineage: Eukaryota; Fungi; Ascomycota; Pichiomycetes; Serinales; Debaryomycetaceae
Exons: 1
Coding region: 1-1683 (560 amino acids)
Cellular component (GO): membrane
Source: RefSeq, a predicted model, not a curated record